This is a messenger RNA of Mastomys coucha (southern multimammate mouse), 3554 nucleotides long. RefSeq names its product GATA binding protein 2 (gene Gata2). Gene Ontology annotation, molecular function: DNA-binding transcription factor activity, RNA polymerase II-specific; RNA polymerase II cis-regulatory region sequence-specific DNA binding; zinc ion binding. The record is from RefSeq and is a predicted model, not a curated record. NCBI's taxonomy places the organism in Eukaryota, Metazoa, Chordata, Mammalia, Rodentia, Muridae. The transcript has 6 exons. Gene Ontology annotation, cellular component: nucleus. Bases 577 to 2019 code for a protein of 480 amino acids. Gene Ontology annotation, biological process: positive regulation of angiogenesis; cell fate commitment; positive regulation of transcription by RNA polymerase II.
GAAGGUGCAUGUCUCGGCUCCUGGGAAGUCGGGGUGCCUGGUUGCUAGGAGGGCAGAGGUUGGAGGACCUGAGCGUCUGCCGGAGGGGUUCAGGGUCUGCCCGCGGCGAGGGUCCCCUGAGGGGCGUUGGCAUCAGAGGCCGCACAGAGGGAGCUGGGAGGGGGCCAGGCAGCCUAGGGGGCCAGCUUGCGGGUCAUUCCCGAAGUCCAGCGGCCGAAGCUGCGGGACCAGCCAAUGGGGGGGCGGAGGCUGGGCGGCGCGCGGCGCUGAUUGGCUGGCGCCGGCUUCAUAGGCGUGCGCGGCCCCCGCUUCAUGUCUGUGCAGGAGUCGGCAGCUGGCGCCAGGGCGGCCGGAGGAUGCAGAGGGGCCGGAGUCGGGCGGGCCGGAGGCCGAGACGCGCGUUGUCCCCCACCCCUAUCCCGUGAAUCCGCCGGCCUUGGGACGCGCUGUCGCUAGGCCCGCCGUACCCGGGCUCUCCUAGUGUCCCUUACUCUCUACUGCUGAGCCCUCCCCUUCCCACGCCGCUGCGAGUAGCCGCCCUACCUUCUCCUGGAUCCCAAGCCGCAGUAGUGGACCAUGGAGGUGGCGCCUGAGCAGCCUCGCUGGAUGGCGCACCCCGCCGUAUUGAAUGCGCAGCACCCCGACUCGCACCAUCCGGGCCUGGCGCACAACUACAUGGAGCCGGCACAGCUGCUGCCUCCUGACGAGGUGGAUGUCUUCUUCAACCAUCUCGACUCGCAGGGCAACCCUUACUACGCCAAUCCGGCUCACGCGCGCGCGCGCGUUUCCUACAGCCCAGCGCAUGCCCGUCUCACCGGAGGCCAGAUGUGCCGACCACACUUGUUGCACAGCCCAGGUUUGCCGUGGCUGGACGGGGGCAAAGCAGCUCUCUCUGCCGCCGCUGCCCAUCACCACAGCCCCUGGACCGUCAGCCCGUUCUCCAAGACCCCGCUGCACCCCUCAGCUGCUGGAGCACCCGGAGGGCCUCUGUCUGUGUACCCAGGGGCUGCGGGUGGGAGCGGGGGAGGCAGUGGGAGCUCCGUGGCCUCCCUCACCCCCACCGCAGCCCACUCAGGCUCCCAUCUCUUCGGCUUCCCACCCACGCCACCCAAAGAAGUGUCUCCAGACCCCAGCACGACAGGAGCUGCUUCCCCAGCCUCAUCUUCUGCAGGGGGUAGUGUAGCCCGGGGUGAGGACAAGGAUGGCGUCAAGUACCAAGUGUCACUGUCUGAGAGCAUGAAGAUGGAAGGUGGCAGUCCCCUGCGCCCGGGCCUAGCUACCAUGGGUACCCAGCCUGCAACACACCACCCAAUACCCACCUAUCCCUCCUAUGUGCCUGCCUCAGCUCAUGACUAUGGCAGCGGCCUCUUCCACCCGGGAGGCUUCCUGGGUGGCCCAGCCUCCAGCUUCACCCCUAAGCAGCGAAGCAAGGCUCGCUCCUGCUCAGAAGGCCGGGAGUGUGUCAACUGUGGGGCCACAGCCACCCCUCUCUGGCGACGGGAUGGCACGGGCCACUACCUGUGUAACGCCUGUGGGCUCUACCACAAGAUGAACGGACAGAACCGGCCACUCAUCAAGCCCAAGCGGAGGCUGUCUGCUGCCAGGAGAGCGGGCACCUGUUGUGCAAAUUGUCAGACAACAACCACCACCUUAUGGCGCCGGAACGCCAACGGGGACCCUGUGUGCAACGCCUGUGGACUCUACUACAAGCUGCACAAUGUUAACAGGCCACUGACCAUGAAGAAGGAAGGGAUCCAGACCCGGAACCGGAAGAUGUCCAGCAAGUCCAAGAAGAGCAAGAAAGGAGCCGAAUGUUUUGAGGAGCUAUCCAAGUGCAUGCAGGAGAAAUCAUCGCCCUUCAGUGCGGCUGCCCUGGCUGGACACAUGGCACCCGUGGGCCACCUCCCACCCUUUAGUCACUCUGGACACAUCUUACCCACGCCCACGCCUAUCCACCCCUCCUCCAGUCUCUCCUUUGGCCACCCCCACCCGUCCAGCAUGGUGACUGCCAUGGGCUAGACACAGCCUCCCGCUGGACAGACAUGGACAUCAAGGGUGGUUGGCAGAACCAGAGCGAGGCUGGGCACUCCCAGGAUGGGUGGAACUGUACUCUUGGCUCCCGCCCAUCCCAAGAGACCCACUUCCUCCUGCUAGCCUAGCCUGGCCGAAGCCACCUCUCCUUGGAGGACUCCCAGCCUUGUGCCGCCAUUACUGUGAAUAUUUCUAACUGGGCUGCAGCUCGUGUGCCCUGGGUGCUGCCCAGAAAAGUGUUUUCACGAGUGUGUUUGUUUGGAGAGCAAAAUGGACAGGUUUACAGAUUUAUAGCAAGAAGAGGAGAUGGGGGAUAGAAAAAUGAAAUCUUUUUUUUCCUUUCUUUUUCUUCUUCUGUUUUAUUUUUUGAAGGAGAAAGAAGUAGGCAAAAAAAUAAUUUAUUUUGCUCUUAUUUCUUAACAAGAACGUGAAGACAUGGAGGCAUGGGCUAUUUAUGUUCUCUGGGUCCUUCUUGGGACCUAUUGCCAUCAGUCAGGGCUCUUGGGGGCAUACUUACAGGUCCUCAGCCUGAGCCUCCUUCUCCCCAGCCGGCCUGCAGGGUAGCCCCUGCCCUGACGCAGCCCUAAAGGGCAGAGACAAUUGCAGGCGGUCCCAGAUUCCCAGGCCAGGGCUGGGUCACAGGAAGGAAACAUUCUCUGGAAAGGGGAACCGUCUCCCAGAUCAUUCCCCUGGCUUCCAGAGGCCAAAGCUGGUGUGACCCAAAUGGGCCUAGCGGCAGCCUGCGCUGCUGCAGGCCAGUUGGACCCCUGUAAAUACAACCUCCUUUUCUGCUAACCCCUCCAUCCCCUCCCCCUCUAAGAUAAAUAAGAAAAUACUCAAAGCAAAAACCAAACUGCAUAAGCUUAACCCGCUGAUGAGUGGUUUUAUUUUGAAACUCGUUUUUUUUUUUUUUUUUUGGGUCCAGUCGAUUGUACGUUGCCACAGAAGCCCCACUAAGAAAAAAAUAAAACCUGCAAACCAGGGCUGAGCUUCACAGUUCUUUGAAUGGUUCUUGGGUCCCACAGCCCUAGCAGGGGGCUGGGGACAAGGGGGAAUCUUAUGCUCUUGGUUUCUGGGAGCCAGGGGGCAGGCAGGCAGUGGCCCUGGGAUCUCAGGCUUCUGUUCUGCUGUGGCUGGCUGGAUCCUUCAAGGUACAGCUGUACAUAAAAUGUGUCCCAAGCUUUGAUUCUGUGUGCGGUGGUGGCAGUGGUGCAGCAGCCAGCAAGGGGGCCCCGAGCCCAGGGAGACGAUUGUGCUGACGAGUCAACCAAGUGCAAUAUCGGUGUCCAAUUGCUGCAGAGCACCCUAACCGGAAGUAACUUAUUAUGUGCUAGUACCCGCAUAAGAGAAGAAUCGGCAGUAUUUUCUGUUUUUAUGUUUUUGGGCUUGUUUUAUUUUGAAUUAGUGACCUAAGUUAUUGUUAACUGUGUACAACAUUUAAAUAUUGUCUGUAAAAAUUGUAUGCUACCCUCUUAUUCCUUUAAAGUGAAUACUGUUAAAAAUAAUAAAAUACUUUUUGUGAA